AAAGCCACUGCUGCUUAAAUGAGAUACUGCACUCCCUCGGCCUGCGCCCGGCUGUCUUGAUUCUGUGGAAUCUUCCAGGAUGCCUCCAAAGUUGCUACGCUCAAAGACCAUUGAACAGCAGUAUCAGAAGCUCUCGCAGUUGGAGCAUAUCCUUCUCAGACCGGAUUCAUAUGUCGGGUCGGUGGAGUUCCAGAAGGAAUGGCAGUGGGUCUACAGCGACAAGGAUCGUUCCAUAGAGCAGAAAAGUAUCAACUAUGUGCCAGGGCUCUACAAGAUCUUCGAUGAAAUCCUGGUCAAUGCCGCCGACAACUAUGUUCGCGACAAUUCUCAGACCUAUGUGAAGGUAACGAUCAAUGAGAAGGAAGGCAGUGUGACGGUCGAGAACAAUGGCAAAGGUUUGCCAGUAGAGGAACACAAAGAACAUCGCAUGUAUGUUCCGGAGCUUGUAUUUGGCCAUUUGUUGACAAGUGACAACUACGACGAUACAGAGAAAAAGGUCACCGGUGGUCGAAACGGCUAUGGAGCAAAGCUCACCAACAUUUUCUCCAAAAGGUUUGAAGUUGAAUGUGGCGAUUCUGAAAGAAAGAAGAAAUACUACCAGAUUUGGGAGGGCAAUAUGCAGACCAAGCAGAAACCCAAGAUCACCUCCCACUCUGGAGAAAGCUUCACAAAGAUCACAUUCUGGCCGGACUUAACUCGCUUUGGAAUGAAGAAGCUGGACAAGGACAUCGUGGGGCUCAUGUCAAGACGGGUGGUAGAUCUUGCAGGGACCACUCCAGCGAAGUGCAAAAUCUUCCUCAACGGCCAGAGGCUGGAUAUCAGCACCUUCAAGGACUACAUUCAAAUGUAUACUGGAACGGAAGAUGUGCAAAUAGUCCAUGAGAAGUGCCAUGAAAGAUGGGAGGUUGCCAUGACGGUAUCAGACGGCCAGUUCCAGCAGGUGUCCUUUGUCAACAACAUUGCCACACCGAAGGGUGGCACUCAUGUUGUCCAUGUGGCUGACCAACUAGUGGAGGCUAUUACGUACAAGGUGAACAAGCAAAACAAGGGCGGCAUGGAGAUCAAGCCGUACCACGUGAGAAACUACCUGUGGAUUUUUGUGAAUGCGCAGAUCGAGAACCCUUCCUUCGACUCACAGACAAAAGAAACACUGACGUUGAAAGCAGCAAAGUUUGGGUCCAGCUGCCACAUACCUGACAAGAUGAUCGAGAAAGUCCUCAAAACGGGUAUUGUUGACAUGGUCUUGCAAUGGGCCAGAGCAAAGGAGGAGAUAGAUCUCGGGAAGACGAUGAAGGGUGGCUCCAGUGCACCCAACAAGAAGACAAAGCGGCUUCUCAACAUUCCCAAGCUGGAGGAUGCCAACCUUGCAGGCGGCAGAGAUGGCCGUGAGUGCACAUUGAUCCUCACUGAGGGAGACAGCGCAAAAUCUUUGGCUGUUGCUGGCCUGGGUGUCAUCGGGCGUGACCGCUAUGGGGUGUUCCCUCUCCGUGGGAAGAUUCUCAAUGUGCGUGAUGCCACAUUUGCGCAGACUAUGAGUAACGCUGAGAUUGCAAACAUCACAAAAAUCAUUGGGCUGGAGCCGAAGAAAGAGUACCACUCAGCGAAUUCUUUGCGCUACGGCUCCAUCAUGGUGAUGACAGACCAAGAUUAUGAUGGUUCGCACAUCAAAGGCCUUAUUCUAAAUUUCAUUCAGCACUGGUGGCCAUCGCUAUUCCGACUGCCUGGCUUCAUGACAGAGUUUGUGACCCCGAUCGUCAAGGCAACCCGUCGUGGUUCAACCCAGCAAUUCUUCACUAUGCAAGAGUACGAGCAGUGGAAGGCUCAGAACCACAACGGCAGAGGAUGGCACUUGAAGUACUACAAAGGGCUUGGCACAUCUACGACUGCAGAAGCCAAAGAGUACUUCAGCAACAUCAACGAGCACAGCCUGUCCUUUCAGUACAAUGGCCAACAAGAUGAUGAAUCCUUUGACAUGGCCUUCAAUAAAAAGCGAGCUGACGACCGCAAGGAAUGGAUCAACGACGCAGACGAUGAGGAAUAUGUGGACCACUCAAAGGAUUCUGUGGGCUACACCGACUUCAUCAAUAAAGAGCUUGUGCAGUUUGCAAAGUAUGAUGUUCUUCGUGCAAUUCCAUCGUUGGUUGACGGCUUCAAGCCAGUACAGAGGAAGAUUAUGUGGGCGGCAUUCAAGCGCAACCUCAACCACGACACCAAAGUCGCUCAAUUUGCAGGAUAUGUCUCUGAAAAUGCUGCCUACCAUCAUGGCGAGAUGUCCCUUCAAGGUGCCAUUGUUGGCCUUGCACAGAAUUUUGUUGGCUCCAACAAUGUGAAUUUGUUGUUCCCCGCGGGGCAGUUUGGCACUCGAAUUCAAGGUGGUAAAGAUGCUGCAAGCGCUCGCUACAUUUACACUCGGCUAGAAAGGAUCUCCAGGCUCAUCUUUCAUCCUGCAGAUGAUGCCCUGCUUGAUGUUCAGGUCGAAGAAGGGCAGCGCAUUGAACCCAAAUGGUACAUUCCUGUAAUUCCCACCGUUCUGAUCAAUGGCGCUGAAGGCAUUGGAACUGGUUGGUCUACCUUCCUGCCAAAUUACCACCCGCGCGACAUCAUAGCGAACCUCAAGAGGUACAUUCGAUGCGAACCUGUGCAGGAAAUGUGUCCAUGGUACGCUGGCUUUAAAGGCAGCCUCGUAUUGUCGCCAGAAAAGUUGGGCUAUGAGUCCGUGGGGGUGAUAGAGAAGCUGGGCCCUACAACCUUGGAAAUCACUGAGCUUCCGAUCAAGAAAUGGACCGAGGACUACAAGGUGGCCGUUUUGCAGGCAAUGUUGUCGACAGAAGGGCCUGGCAGUGGACAAAUUGAGGACUUCAAGGAGUGGCACACAGAGGCGACUGUUCACUUCACUAUCUCCGUAACGGAGGAGCAAAUGGCAGCACAUGAGUACAUAGGACUGGAGAAGUCCUUCAAGUUGCGCAGCUCGCUAUCCACAAACAACAUGAUGUUCUUUGACAAAGAUGGCAAGAUCAAGAAAUAUGCUGACGAAAGACAGAUCAUCGAGGAAUUCGCUGAGCUUCGCCUUGAGUAUUAUCACAAAAGGAAAGCUCACUUGGUGAGAGUCUUGCAGAUCCAGGCGGAGGUUUUGGCAGCCAAAGCUCGGUUUGUUCAAGAGGUCAUCGAUGAGAAGUUGAAGGUGAAAAACCGCAAGAAAGACUCGUUGAUCGAGGAUCUUCGGAAGCAUGGCUUUAAGACUCUGCAGGAAAUCACUGAAGGAGAACACGUGGAAGGAGCUCAGGGACGGGGUUGGGAGUACCUGCUGGGAAUGCCUUUAUGGUCUCUCACAGCCGAAAGGGUCGCAACUUUGCUGGCACAGCUCAAAGAGAAGCAGGCUGAGCUGGAGGAGCUCGAGUGCACUGCUCCAGAGGAGAUGUGGGAAGCAGAUCUCAAUGCAAUUCAAACUGAGUUGUCAAACUUGGAGAUGAGAGCAAAAUCUGCAGUGGCAGAGGAGAAAGCAGCCCAGAAGCGUGCUGCGGCUGCAUUGGUGUCUUCAUCCAAGAGGUCGAAGAUCGCUAGUACCACUCCUAUGUCCACGCCGACGAUUUCCCCUGGGCAAAUAUCUUCAGCAGCACUUGCUGAAAUGCAGGAGCGCCAACUUCUGAAAACUAUUGCUGAAUUUCCUGGCCUUUUCGAUGACAUCGUGCCGAAGAAGCCACCACCCCCUCCUGGCCUAGAACGCCUUGCAAGCAAAUCCGGCAAAUCACCUGCUGAGAAUGAUGGUGGAGCAGAAGAAUCAGUGAAGCCCAGGGCAAAAGCAUUCUUUGCAAAGAAGGUGCGACAGGUGGCCAAGGCUAAGGCUAAGGCAAAAGGGAAGUCGGCCAAAGGCGCGAAAGGAUCAAAGGGGCCUAAGGGCCGUGGACGAGGAAGAGCCCGUGGGGGAGUCCGGGGACAAAAAUGAGCUGAAAGCAGCCACGCACUGGCCGCAGUAUCUCAAGAAAUUGAGAGGCUCAACCCAAACAGUCUUGUCAACACAUGUAUCAAAAC
This is a messenger RNA of Durusdinium trenchii, 4029 nucleotides long. The record is from the annotation of a GenBank genome assembly. Lineage: Eukaryota; Dinophyceae; Suessiales; Symbiodiniaceae.